GGCCUACGUGCCAAACGAGGAGGGCAUGCCAUGUUAUCGUCCUGCAGCUGCCUUAAUUGUGUUUCUAAUGUGUCGUAAACAUGUAUUUUAAGACGGCGGGUGCGACGUUAACCCGCACCUUAUGGACGAGGGGAAACCGCACGUUUCCUGCUGUGAGAGCUUCUCAAGCGAGCAGACUUUCUGGCACAUGCGGACCGCCUGGAAGAGGAAAACACGGCGGCGAACAAGCUGCAGAACAAACCUGCGGUUCGGACUCCGGCGUGUCUUGCUCCGCGGAGCCCGCUCACAGAACUCCGGCUGCGGGGAAGAAGCGGCUGGAGGAGUCGCAGCCGCCGCCGAAUGUUCCUGGACGGUCCUUCUGCUCCACGGCCCCCAGAAUGGACCAAAGAUCGUACUUGUGGGCCCGUUACAAUGAGAUGAAACGUCUGGUUCACGACCUGAUCCCACCAGGUGCAUGUCACUCCCUGAACUCCUCCACCAUCUACGCCAACAAUGAGGUCAACCUGUCCGAGGUGGACAUCUAUGGCUUUGACUAUGACUACACGCUCGCUCUCUACUCAGAAGCACUCAACACUAUGAUCUACACGAAGGCCAGAGAGUUCCUCAUUGAACACUUCAAGUACCCCAAAGACAUUCUCAAAUAUGACUAUAUUCCUAACUUUGCUGUUCGUGGCCUCCACUAUGACAUCCAAAAGGGUCUUCUGAUGAAGAUCGAUGCUUUCCACUAUAUUCAGCCUGGAACUGUGUAUCAGGGCCUGACCCCAGUGCCAGAUGAGACUGUACUUCACCUCUACGGUGGGACUUACCACAUUCCUCUGGAGCUGGACAGUGGUUUUUACGGAAAGGGGCCAAAAGUGAAGCAGUUCAUGGACAUCUUCUCUAUUCCUGAGAUGACACUGUUAGCUGUGGCGAAUGAAUUCUUCAUCUCCAAUGACAUUGACUAUGAUCCAGUUCACCUCUACAAGGAUGUCUCGGAAGCAGUUGGCAUGGUUCAUCUUAAAGGCUACAUGUACAAAUGGGUCAUGCAAGAUUUGGAUAAAUUUAUUCUGAGAGGAGAAGAGACUGAUGCAGUUUUGCAUCAAUUGGCUAGUCUUGGAAAGAAACUUUUCCUCAUUACCAACAGUCCCUUUAGUUUUGUAGAUAAAGGAAUGAAAUACAUGGUGGGAGACAACUGGAGAGACUUCUUUGACGUUGUCAUUGUGCAGGCUGACAAACCCCACUUCUUCACUGAUUGUAUCAAACCCUUUAGACGUUUGGAUGGAAACGGGGACCUUCAGUGGGAAAAGAUUAACCGUUUGGCUAAAGGACACAUCUACAAACAGGGAAACCUGUUCGACUUUCUUAGACUGACCGGGUGGCGAGGAUCCAAGGUUCUGUACUUUGGAGACCAUCUUUACAGUGAUUUAGCUGACUUGACGUUGCGACAUGGCUGGCGCACUGCAGCAAUAGUGCCGGAACUGGAACAGGAAACCAAAGUGGUGAGCACCCAGCGCUACUCUAUAAAUCUCACCUGGUUACAGGCGCUGACCGGCCUGAUGGAACGCCUACAGUCACAUCAAGACCCUGAAUCUAAACAGGUUUUUCAGGAAUGGCAAAAGGAGAGAGAGGAGCUCCGGGUGAUGACAAAGAACUUGUUCAACCCUCAGUUUGGCAGCAUCUUCAGGACGUGUCACAACCCCACUUACUUCUCCAGACGUUUGUGUCGUUUUUCUGAUAUCUACAUGGCCUCACUCAGCUGCCUGUUGAACUAUGACCUCUCGUACACUUUCUACCCACGCCGCACCCCCCUGCAGCACGAGUCUCCGCUGUGGAUGGACCAGCUUUGCACAGGCUGCCUGAAGACGCCAUUCUUGGAUGAGAUGUCCCACAUCCGUUAAAGGAAAUGAUGUGAUCUUGAUUUCAGAUUUAAAGAUCAGUGAACACUUGAGUUGGCCUGGGGAUUUCUUGUCGAUAGCAGGUUUUGUUUUUUGUUGGUUUGUUUUUUGCUCAUUUAUUUCAAUGCAAGCUGAUUACGCACAACUGCACAUCCAUAAUAUGGACAGAUGUAUAGAAUCCGUUAGAGGCUGCUGUAGAUUAAGCUGGUGUCUGCGUGUGAUUCAGUCACAAAACAUUUUGGUACAAGACUAAACCGACACUAUUGGUGCUGACCUGAAGCAAAUGUGGAUAAAUGCAGAGAAAUCAUUUUAACAUCGCAUCAAACCAGCACUUGACUCUGACACAAUCUUGUGUGUGACUUAAACCUGUGCUUUAAAGAGGUCAUGCUGUGCACAGCUUUCAGUCACCUUUUAAAAUGAAGUGUUUUGGGUUUUAUGCAUGCAGAAUCUUUCCUCUAUUCAGUCAAGUACACAGUGACACUUUUUGCGAUUUUUACUCCAAGUUCAUCCUUCUCUGUGCCAAUUCACCGUGAGGCUGUAAAACUGGUGAUGCAACAGACAAAAGUUGAUGGAAUGUUUUUAAGCAAUGUGAAUAAACUGGAAUUCUACAAGCA
This is a messenger RNA of Thalassophryne amazonica, 2488 nucleotides long. It is a transcript of the gene nt5dc2, whose product is annotated as 5'-nucleotidase domain containing 2. The transcript is spliced from 14 exons. Gene Ontology annotation, molecular function: 5'-nucleotidase activity. The coding region runs from base 81 to 1877 and encodes 598 amino acids. NCBI's taxonomy places the organism in Eukaryota, Metazoa, Chordata, Actinopteri, Batrachoidiformes, Batrachoididae. The record is from RefSeq and is a predicted model, not a curated record.